UCACACUUAGCUUGGCUGAUGGAAAAGCUCGACCCCAAUGACAUGACAAUUCGAGCUGGCCCUGGAAAGGAGCUGAAAAUAACAAAGGAUACGGUGCACCUAAUUUUGGGUUUACCGAAUGCUGGGGGAGGAACUGCAUUGGGCAUCGAUGAAGCUGUUGUUGCCAACAAUUUGAGAGCUGAACUUGGGCUAUCGAAAGAAGAUUUUGGGGUUACAGCUCUACAAGAUCGUUUGAGGAAAGGUUCUGACGAUGAUUUAAGCAUCAGAUGCUUUUUCUUGAUAUUGUUCAAUAGGUUGUUGUUCCCUACUGCCAGCUGGGGAAUAACGAACCAUGAGGUUCUUUUAACCGAGCAGAUGGAUCGUUUCCACCAGAUUGACUGGUGUCAGCUUAUUUUCAAUGAUUUAUGCCAAGCUGCCAAGAAGUGGCAUAACAGGAGCGUUACGAACGUUUCUACAACCAUCUAUGGAUGUUCCAUCGUUAUUCUUCUGUAUUAUUUGGAUCAUUUGCAUGACUCAGCGGCACCCCUGAACAAACGUGGAACACCACGAAUCAAAUACUUUGAUAGGAAUAUUAUUCAAGCCCUGACAAGAGCUGACAAGGGCAAGAUACGCAAAGGAGAAGAAGCAUUUGGACAUUGCUCGUUCCGAAGCUCCUCAGAGACCUGCUACACAGAUGUACCACCCGUUCAUGCACAAUUCAAGCAUAAGACCAGGACCAACGCUUUUGAUGUUCCUCGUCCUGACCCAUCUGGACAGCACUCAAUUCACAUCGAACUCCCGCUCAUCAGGGAUUUGAUAUCAAGCAAGCUUAAUCAGCUUCCAUCCCGCCACCGCAUGGGUUUCAUAGAGAAGCUGUCACAUUUUGAUGCGGAGGUUGGUAAGGCGUGUUCAGUUAUUAAACAGAAUCUUCAGCAGAUUGUUGAGAAACAAUUCAAUCUAUCUGAUGUUUUUGGCGAGUUAAUUGAUGAGGUCCUCCGUGCCGAGGCGGGUGACAACGAAGAUGCUUAUGAUGUGCAGAAAACCACAUCAAAAUCAGAUGAUAUUCUUCCCCAGACAGCUGAAGGAUGUACGUGUCCGGCCCCCCCAACUGUACCCGAUAUGUCUACUCCAGUUUCUCAGCUGGAUACGCAGUUUACAGACACACAGGUACAUGAAUUACUGUUAAGGCAACAGCAUAUUCGUGUACUAUUAGAAAGUUGUCCCGAUGAAGCUGAUAUUGAUCUACUGGUUCAUACAAAUAUAACGAAACAGAACAAAACACCUACAACCUCAGUGGUAAUGUUUUUACAAUCAUUGUAUUUUUCAUUCUAGGGUUGUAUUAAUCGUUUUAUGUAAAUAGCAUAUAACCAUUACAAUUCUUUCAGGGUAAACAUGGUGACGGUGGCAAAAACAUGCCGACCAAUACAAACGUCACUCCUAAAGCAACACCACACAUGGAUCCUGACGCGCCGAUAUUUGAUGCGACACCGCAAAUCAAGUCUACUGGCGGCGUACAACAAGUGGCAGAAACAGACUUGCCUGACAGUGGUCCAUGCUUUGAUCAGACUCCAUCUGAACAUGUUUAUGUUGAAACCGAUCCAGCUACAAACACUCCACAGGUUGGCCAGGCUUCUCUUGAUUCGGAGAUGCAAACUGUGUUAGCUCUACGCGAAUAUUUGUGUGGUCUGCAAUCUGACACCGGCAGGACCAUAAUAGAUUAUGGUGAAUAUUCAGCGACAUGUUCUGACAUAUAUGAAUCUUUUGCCGAUGGGAAGUGUCUCGACAAUGGAUUCAUGCAGUGUUUCAUCCAAUGUGUUAUUCAUGAUGCAAAAAAUCAGCAGACUUCCAUGAGUUCAAACAGUUUGGUUCUUGAUGUUAAUGUUGGGUCAAUACUCAACUUUGAGGAACAGGAACGACACAGUCGCAAUCCUCAACCUUUUGAUGAAUCUGUACUCCACACACUUCUAGAUAAUUCAUUGCCUGAGACAGAUGAGUUGGACCAAUACAAAGCGGUAACAAUCCUAUUUCAUAAUCCAAACACAAUUCCUUUUAAAUGUAACAUAUCACAUUGUUAUGCUUUUGUAAGUUACCCUGUUAAUUUUAUGCUUUUUUUA
Molecule: messenger RNA, 2093 nt
Organism: Zea mays
Lineage: Eukaryota; Viridiplantae; Streptophyta; Magnoliopsida; Poales; Poaceae
Exons: 9
Coding region: 19-1311 (430 amino acids)
Source: RefSeq, a predicted model, not a curated record